GUCGCAUUUGUCGGGCCCAAUGGUGGCUCCACUGCUUCACACGUGGUUGCCUGGAGAUGCAGCCGUUUUGCCCUCUGGAGUCAAGCAGUUGCGUGCAUCCAGGACAGGGAUUUCAGAUGUGCUUGAAAUAGAGAAUGAUUUCUUCAACUCUCCGCCAAGAAAAACUGUUCAAUUUGGUGGAAUAGUUACAGAAGUCUUGCUGAACUACAAAAUGGGUGAAACAAAUGACUAUGAGUUGUUGAAGAACCAGCUGUCAGAUCCAGACAUAAAGGAUGACCAGAUCACUAACUGGCUGUUAGAAUUCCGCUCUUCUAUCAUGUACUUGACUAAAGACUUUGACCAGCUUAUCAAUAUUCUCUUGAGAUUGCAGUGGUUGAAUAGAAGUCAGACAGUGCUGGAGGAGUAUUUGGCUUUUCUUGGUAAUCUGGUAUCAGCACAGACUGUCUUCCUUAGACCAUGUCUCAGCAUGAUUGCUUCUCAUUUUGUACCUCCCCGAGUGGUCAUUAAGGAAGGUGACAUAGAUGUUUCGGAUUCUGAUGACGAAGAUGAUAAUCUUCCUGCAAAUUUUAACACUUCACAGGGCCUUGUAAAUAAUAGCAAGAUAUGUCCCAUCGAUACCGUGGUUUCUAAUGCCAACACUGGUAGAAAAAUUUCCUUUUAUUCAAAAAUCAGAGAGAACAUUGGAAUGUUAUGUUCAUAAC
Messenger RNA from Myotis davidii, 701 nucleotides. Its product is annotated as putative RRN3-like protein RRN3P2. Gene Ontology annotation, molecular function: RNA polymerase I general transcription initiation factor activity; RNA polymerase I core binding. Gene Ontology annotation, cellular component: nucleus. The record is from RefSeq and is a predicted model, not a curated record. Gene Ontology annotation, biological process: transcription initiation at RNA polymerase I promoter. NCBI's taxonomy places the organism in Eukaryota, Metazoa, Chordata, Mammalia, Chiroptera, Vespertilionidae.